Messenger RNA from Trematomus bernacchii (emerald rockcod), 4809 nucleotides. RefSeq names its product plakophilin-4-like. The coding region runs from base 406 to 3774 and encodes 1122 amino acids. The transcript is spliced from 22 exons. The record is from RefSeq and is a predicted model, not a curated record. Gene Ontology annotation, cellular component: cytoplasm; adherens junction; nucleus. Lineage: Eukaryota; Metazoa; Chordata; Actinopteri; Perciformes; Nototheniidae. Gene Ontology annotation, biological process: cell-cell adhesion; cell-cell junction assembly. Gene Ontology annotation, molecular function: cadherin binding.
UCACACCGCCGCCGCGACACAAACGCGCCGCAUCCGCGCCUCAUCGAUCCGCGUAUCGGAAACCGAUCGGUAACCGCAUGGUGACGUCACGCCGCUGAUUGGUAACAGCGGCUGGUGGGCGGGUGGCUGUGUGACACUCCAACGCCAGGGAUAGAUGGGCGCAUUGAAACCAAACACCGGAUAAACGAAAGAAAAGACAAAAGAGGAGCGCGAGGACGUGCACGGGGAGUGUUUGUUUUGUUUCUCCGUCAGUGCGUGGGGAAUGUAGCUGUCACAGCCGCCUGCGGGAGGAUGGAUGCGUAACAGGACGGAUCGAGCCAGCUGUGGCCUGCUUCUAACAGCAACAUCUGGCCGGGUCAGAGAGGAGCCUCAGCAGCCUGGAAUACAGCACCGAGGCGGGGGGAGAUGGAGGAGGGGGACGCAGAGGGGGAAGGGCCCAUGGUGGGCAGAGAGGGGCCGAACGCCAGCAGCAACAUCACCACCACCACCACCACCAACCUCCUUGCUUCUGUCAAAGAGCAGGAGCUUCAGUUUGAGCGGCUGACUCGAGAGCUGGAGGAGGAGCGGCAGAUUGUGGCCAGCCAGCUGGAGAGGUGCAUGCUGGGAGCUGAGUCGCCAGCGGGAGAUAGCAGCAGCUCGUCCGAGAAGUCGUUUGCAUGGAGAUCUGCAGGUGGAGAGUUGCAGGGCGGAGUGAUGGAGGCGUCUGGGUGUCCUGGGCGUCAGCUGGAGGUGGAGGUGGAGGAGGGUCUCUUCAUGCCUGAGCCCGACCGCGCCUCGCUGCAUGACAGCUCGGGGGGUCACUCGGCGCAGAUGACCUCGUAUUCAGACAGCGGUUACCAGGACAGCAGCGUGAGUUACUACAGCAACCAGAACGUGGUGCGCUCGGAGCCCCGCGCCUCGCUGUCCAGGAGCCCGAGGGCCGAGGGUCAAGCCUCUGGGCAGGUGUCGGGCAGGGUCUUACGGAGGAUGACGUCCCUCCCCUCCAGGAGCCAGUCUCCCGGGGGGGGCACCGUCUCCCCCUCCCGGAUCUCCCUGCGGACCUCCCAGGGCAGCACCUACGACUCCCCCAUCCUCUCGGAGCCCAAACCUCUGGCGGCCGUGUUCCUCGGGACCUCCAUGCCGCCCUCCUGCCCCUCACCCUCCUCCCCAACCGACGCCACCCAGGCCCUGGGGGGAGGUGGUGGGGGGGGUCGCCUGGGCUCCACCCUGUCCCUGGUGGAGGGGAGGUGUCUGACGGGGUCCCCUCUGAGGUCGGGGAUGACGGCGGUGCCGCAGCACUACGGAUCAACGCUGCCCCGGCAGAGCCAGCCGCUGGGCUACGGAGCUGGGGACCCCUAUGGCCUGUUCCAGAGGGGGGGGCUGCCGCGGCCCGACAGCCUCAUUGGGCUCCACAGCUCGUACGUGGGUCACGCAGGGCAGAUAGAUCCGGAGCUGAGGGCGGCAUUAUCUCCGGAUUGCCACAUGACGCCCGUUUUCGAUGAGCGCUCCUUCCACAGCCCCCUGUACCACAGCCCCUCCCACGACCCCUCCCUCUACAGGGUCAACACAGGUUUGGCGACCCUCCCCCGGGCCUCGAGCCACUGCGGUACGCUGCCGUUCCAAAGAAGCAGCUUCGGGCUGAGCACCGCCGCUCUAUACGUGGACCCCUACCGGGAGCCCAUCUUCUCCCACCGCCACUCUGGGCUUAUCGAGCGGGGGGUCACGCGCACCCCCUCCCUCGAGAGCAUCCAUAAGGACCCCAGGGAGUUUGCCUGGCGUGACCCCGAGCUGCCGGAGGUCAUCCACAUGCUGCAGCACCACUUCCCCUCGGUGCAGGCCAACGCCGCCGCCUACCUGCAGCACCUGUGCUACGGAGACAACCGGGUGAAGGUGGAGGUGUGUCAGAUGGGGGGGAUCCAGCACCUGGUGGACCUGCUGGAUCACAAGCUGACGGAGGUCCAGAAGAGCUCCUGCGGGGCCCUGAGGAACCUGGUGUACGGGAAGGCCACGGACAACAACAAGGUGGCGCUGAGGAACUGCGGGGGGGUGCCCGCCCUGCUGCGCCUCCUCAGGAAGACCACCGACAACGAGGUCCGAGAACUCGUCACCGGCGUGCUGUGGAACCUCUCCUCGUGUGACGCGGUGAAGAUGACGAUCAUCCGCGACGCUCUGAGCACGCUCACCAACACCGUGGUCAUCCCCCACUCGGGCUGGAGCAGCCUCUCCCACCGCGACGAACACAAAGUCAAGUUCCAGUCCUCGCUGCUGCUGCGCAACACCACCGGCUGCCUGAGGAACCUGAGCUCAGCAGGGGAGGAGGCGAGGAGUCAGCUGCGUUGCUGUGAAGGUCUGGUGGACUCGCUGCUUCACGUCCUCAAAGCCUGCGUCAACACCUCCGACUACGACAGCAAGAUUGUGGAGAACAGCGUGUGCACCCUGAGGAACCUCUCGUACCGGCUGGAGGUGGAGAUGCCGUCCUCCCGGCUGCUGGGGAACCAGGAGUUGGACACCCUGCUGGGCUUCUCCUCCCCGGGGAAGGAGCUGGACUACAUCUGCUGGGGCAAGAGGAGGCGCGGGCGGAAGAGGGGGGGCUGGCCCGACGACAAGUGGGACGGUGUGGGGCCCAUCCCAGGUUUCUCUCAGCACCUGAGGGGGGCGGAGCAGCUGUGGCACCCCAUGGUGGUGAAGCCGUACCUCAACCUGCUGGCGGAGAGCUCCAACCCCCCCACGCUGGAGGGGGCCGCCGGGUCCCUGCAGAACCUCUCCGCCGGGAACUGGAAGUUCUCAGCCUACAUCCGAGCGGCGGUGCGCAAAGAGAAAGGGCUGCCCAUCCUGGUGGAGCUGCUGAGGAUGGACAACGACCGGGUGGUGUGCUCCGUCGCCACCGCCCUCCGCAACAUGGCGCUGGACAGCCGCAACAAGGAGCUCAUAGGAAAGUACGCCAUGCGGGACCUGGUGACGCGGCUGCCCGGCGGCGGUCCCUCCAGGCUGUCGGACGAGACGGUGGCGUCGGUGUGCUGCACGCUGCACGAGGUCACCAGCCGCAACAUGGAGAACGCCAAAGCUUUAGCCGACUGCGGAGGCAUCGAGAAGCUGGUGGACAUCAGCAAAGGGCGAGGGAAAGGGUACUCCGUGAAGGUGGUGAAGGCAGCAGCUCAGGUGUUGAACACGCUGUGGCAGUACAGAGACCUGAGGACCCUCUACAAACAGGACGGCUGGAACUACACCCACUUCGUCACUCCGGUCUCCACCCUGGAGCGAGACCGCUACCUGUCCCAGCCCACGCUGCCCACCAGCCCCAUGCAUAUGUCCCCCAUCAUCCAAUCAGGUGGUAGUGCAACAUCCUCCCCGGCGAUGCUCGGGAUCAGGAGACACAGUUCCAACUAUCAGAGAGCGCAGUCAUCUAUGCAACUCGACACGUAUUACGGAGACAACAGUUUACACAAACGGCAGUACACAGGGUCUGAGAAGAAAACUCCAUAUUUCAUCGGGACAUACUCUUCCCAGUCAGGAGAGGAUCUGAGACGUUCCCAACACACAGAGCCAUUUUACGACGAGCCCGACAGGAAGAACUACAACAGCUACAGAAUGUACCUGUCGUCCCCUCAAGACUACGGAGAGGAGCCGUACGACGAGGAGGAGCCGGGGCCCCUGACCCCCACCCCCCCCGACGGCUAUGCUAGCCAGGCGCUCCAGUUCAAAGCCAACACCAACUACGUGGACUUCUACUCCACCACGCGGAGGCCUUCCAACCGGGCCAACAAGUUCACCGGCUCCCCCGACUCCUGGGUGUAGAAACGAAAGGACCCAGGUGUACGAGGAGAUUCUGUUUCUGUGAUUGUUUUUGUGUGGGGAGUGCAAGGUGGAGGAUGCAUGUGAAUCUAUGUUGACCUGUGCUCAACAACAGGGCUCGGUUUGCUACAGUUACACCAUGUGCACAAUAAUGCAGAUGAACAUGAACUAUUCCUUUAUUUGUUCUUUCUUUACAUUUAAAGCCAAUGUAACAAGUGUUUUGAGAUCGUAUCAGUUUAUUGCACUUAAUGUAGUCCCUAUAGAUAAAAGCUUAAUGAAAUGUAAUGAGAACAAUAUUAAUGCUUUAGUUAACUAGACACUUUUUGAUGACAAGUCAAAACUGCAGUGAAUCUACUGGACAGAGCCAAGGAGACUUAAAUAGCGUAAUGCAAUAUCCUUCAAGCUAUUUUCGCACUUCCCUGUUUUCUAUUUAUAAUUGCACCUUAAAAAAAAGUAGUAACAUUACUAGGAGCUACAACAAAAGAUAGCUUUAUUUGAUUAUACUGAAUUGAAUAUUGGAUAUUAGUGCUGAUUUCUGCCGUAAUAUCCAUUAUUAAAUUCAAUUAAACAUGUUUGUUAAUAUUCAAAUAAAGCUAUCUUUUUUUGUAGUUCCUGGUCAAGCUAGUAUUUUUUUUAUAUAAAAAAAACAGUUGGUUCAAAGGGAAGCCAAAAAUAGCUUGAAGGAAAUUGCUUUACGCCUUGGCUCUGUCCAGUUGAUUCACUGUCGUUUUGACUUGAAAAAGUGUCUAGUUGUAACUAGAGCUCUCGUACUUUAAUAUUUUUCGUGAACUUUUCAUUAAGUUUUUAUCUAUUAAGUAGAGGUGGGGACUCGAGUCACAUGACUUGACUCGAGUCCGACUCGAGUCGCAUAUUUAUGGACUUGAGACUUGCUUGACUAACAUUGAUAAAAAACUUGACUUGACUUUGACUUGGUAUUCAUAACUUGAGACUUGAUUUAAGCUUAAGGACUUGACUUUUUUUAAUUAAAUAUUUGCGUUUGUUUUUGUAUUGAGAUAUUACGUUUAGUUUUCAAAUAUG